Molecule: messenger RNA, 2338 nt
Organism: Cadophora gregata
Lineage: Eukaryota; Fungi; Ascomycota; Leotiomycetes; Helotiales; Ploettnerulaceae
Exons: 1
Coding region: 191-1489 (432 amino acids)
Molecular function (GO): RNA binding
Source: RefSeq, a predicted model, not a curated record
AUCUCUAUAUCAAAUCUCACACUCCGCCACGAUACCUGCCAUUUUCUGGACUACAGGACAGUAGAAGUAAUAUCUACUAAAGCGAAAAGGUUCUCCGCUUGUUCUUGGGACAAUCAAUUGCAUCAACUCACAAUUCUUCACAGCGGGGAAUUUGUCUCUUCCACCAGAAUUACACCACCUUCUCACAACAAUGCCUUCCGCCGAGAAGGUCUCCACGAAAGUGGCAAAAGUCUCUUCGUCGAAACCCAAGAAAGAGAAAUCCAGCAAGAAGAGAAAAGCCGAAGCUCUUGCAGAACCAACCCCACCGCAUGCACUUUCACCACCAGAGCCUGCAAUUGCUGAAUCGAAGGAAGAUUCGCCUGUACCAGAAGCCACGGACGAUAGCCCCGAAGAAUCUCCAGCUAAGAAGCGCAAGGCAAACGAAGAUGCAGAUGAAAUUGAGGUCGAUAUUACUGCUCCCCAGCCGCCAUCUAAGAAAGAGCUUCGUCGCCUGAAGAAGGGAAAGCCCAUUCCAGCAGCAAAAGUAGAGCCUCCUUCCGAAGUUGAAGAAAAGAAGCCCAAGGUCGAGGUGGAGAAAAGAUCUGAGCAUGGUGUAUGGAUUGGCAAUAUGCCGUUCUUUGUGUCCAAAGACGAUCUGCGAACAUUCUUGGUUGAACAAUCCGAUUUGACCGAGGAGGACAUCACAAGAAUCCACAUGCCAGGACCAAAUGACAAGAAGUCAGCCAACAAAGUCGAGGAGAAGAAGUACGGGAAGACGGUCCACAACAAGGGAUUCGCAUAUGUCGAUUUCUCUACAGCACAAGGCGUAACGCAUGCCGUUGAGUUGUCUGAGCAGCUUCUAUCUGGUCGACGGGUUCUCAUUAAGGAUAACAAGUCAUUUGAGGGUCGACCUGAGAAGACGAAGGAGGAGACAAGAAAGGAAGGCAAACCACCGAGUACAAGAGUUUUCCUCGGCAACUUGAGCUUUGAUACCACGGAGGAUUCGCUCAAGGAGCAUUUCGAGAAGUGCGGAGCUAUUGCCAGCGUCAAGGUUGCAACAUUCGAGGACACAGGAAAGUGCAAGGGUUACGCAUGGAUUGUAUUCGAGGAGCUGGAAUCAGCCGAGAGCGCAGUCCGGGGUUUUGUGAGGAUCGAAGAAGAAGAUUCGCAGGCAUCAGAGUCGGAGAGCGAUGACGGGUCAGAUUCAGAGGGGGAGCGAAAAGCGAAGCCCAAGAAGACCAAAAUGAGAAAGUGGUGGGUGAACAGAAUCAAAGGACGACCUCUACGAAUGGAGUUUGCCGAGGAUGCCCAAGUAAGAUAUAAGAAGAGAUAUGGCAAGGAUGGCUCGAAACAGAGAGCUGCUGGAGGCGCGCCAGGGGCCUCUGAGGCUUCGGGAGAGGAAGCAAAGUCCGGUCCAGUUAUUGCUAAGACUGUUGAGUACCGCCAAGCCUAUGCUCCUCGAUUAACUGGUGGUAUUGUGGAGAGUAAGGGUCAGAAGGUCAAGUUCUGAGUUUAGCGAUAUUUGUGAAGAAAUGGAGUAAUGAUUAUCAUGUACCGUUCUUCAUGAGCUUCUCUUUUCUAUUAUUCACCUUGAUGCACUACCUCGAAACUGGUGCCAUCUAUCCACCAAAAGACGAAUGUCAUGAAGAGUCGUUGGACAUCUCCAACACCACAAGCCAAUCAUCCUUGAAGCUCCCGGCGUACUGUACGAAUGUACCGGAAAUCGCUAGGUCCGGUUAUCGCUUUGCUUUGGCGCUUACUUGUAACAUGUCGAGCAAGAAUUGUUACUUCUUUUUGACAUCAUGGACGACCGUUUGAUCUUGGUUGCUUGUUUGCCUGUUUGCCAAGGCAAGUAUCGCAAUGUCACUAUGAAACGUUCAAGUGAUCUUACCGGGCUUUGUUAGACUCUUUCAACUUCCACGAAUAGAGAAAAUCCUCUCCCGAAUCACAUGGAAACGUACUAGUUGAGAAUGCACAUAAAAGGCCAGUCGCCCCAUAAGUAGGAAUGUCAACCAGUGCAGCACAAUUGAGUCGCUAGAACCAUCUGAUAUUGCCUUUACCACCACCGCUAAGAAUUGCUGUAAAAGGUAUACCUACAACACGCCACUGCAUAUGCUGUACUAAGUAUGGAUUCUGUAGGAAGAACCAAGUCAAGUGUAGCGUCCACCCAAAAGUUGUCUAGUACAAACAGGAUAGCAAUGGAUACCCUCAAAAUUGUAAGAGCUGUGAUCGCGAAAACACUGAAGGGAAGAGCGACAAAAAUAGCAGCAACACGAGGCGUAGCGGACACGACAGCGAACGCUGAGCAUCUCUGGGACACAGAUGCUUCAAGAAGCUUCCCGGUUGGAGGCUCCGUGGA